AUGUCAUCCCUCCUUUUGAUGGUUUUACUGUUGAUAUCGUCACUGGAUUGGGUUGCUGCAGGUUACCCCUUUUCCAGAAUUUACGCUCCAGCCUUUCAACAGAACUGCAAGACGCAUCAUCCAUUUAAUCAUCACUAUCAUCAGCACCAAAGGAAAAGGAAAUCAUUCCUACAUGUACAACCACCACAUCAGGGGGUCUUUCAGAGGGUAUCUUCCACAUCCUUGCAGCUACAAAGCAGCCACAAGAAGGAUACCCCUGACAAGAAUAACAACCACAAUCUACCAUCACAGCAACAAGACUCAUUAAAGAUACCCCGUCACGUGGCGCUCAUCUGCGAUGGCAAUUCUCGAUGGGCCAAAAAACGAGGACUUCCCUCUUCAGCAGGACAUGUCGCAGGCGCCAAUCAAUUGGUCAACAUUCUCGAUGCUUUGAAAGAGUCGGGAGUCGAAUAUGCCACCCUCUUUGCCUUUUCUACCGAAAACUGGAAACGACCGCAAUCCGAAAUUGACGAUCUCAUGCGCAUCAUGGAAGAAUCCAGUCACAAAUUCUACCAUAAAGCCAUGCGCGAACACGUGCAAGUACAAAUACUGGGUGAUUUGCAGGAUGCACGAAUUCCAGCGUCGUUACGACGUGCAUUGAGGAAAUUGCAGGACGAUACGGCCGUCAAAACAGCGCAAUCCACGCAACGACCACCCUUUACAGUCUGUUUUGCCAUUAAUUAUGGUGGACGACAGGAUAUCGUAAAUGCCAGUUUGAAAUUGGCUCAAGCCAUUGCCAAUGGCACUAUUGCACCCGAUCAAGUCGAUGAAGCACUGUUUGCUUCCAUGCUGUGCACUCGCGAUAUUCCCGAUCCCGAUUUGGUCAUUCGUACCAGUGGCGAAUGUCGACUGUCCAAUUAUUUGCUCUGGAAUAUCGCCUAUGCCGAACUCUACUUUUGCAAUGACAUCUACUGGCCCGAUUUUGAUCAAAAGUCUUGGAAUCGAGCGCUGCAAUGGUAUUCCCAACGAACUCGAAAAUUUGGGGGAAGACAACAACAACAACAAUCAGCGCAAGAAGAACGUCCUCCAAGGGCGAAUGGAGCCACGGCUUCACCCGUCGAGAAAACCAAGUAG
Messenger RNA from Seminavis robusta, 1113 nucleotides. The record is from the annotation of a GenBank genome assembly. NCBI's taxonomy places the organism in Eukaryota, Bacillariophyta, Bacillariophyceae, Naviculales, Naviculaceae.